CGGCGGAUCAUGCCCAUGGUGUAGCCGCCAAGCGGAGGCAUGGCUGCCGGAAGGUUACUGCUCUACACGGGCCUGUCGCUAGCGCUCUGCGCCCUCGGCAUGCUGGCCGUGGCCAUCUGCUCGGACCACUGGUACGAGACGGACGCCAGGAAGCACAGGGACAGGUGCAAGGCCUUCAACACCCGUCGGGUCGACCCUGGCUUCAUUUACAACAACAACAACAACUUGCCGCUCCGGGCGAGCCGCUCGCGCCUGGACCGCUGGGAGGGCAAGCUCCUCCGGGCCCGGAACCGGCGGCAGCUCUUCGCCAUGAGCCCCGCGGACGAGUGCAGCCGGCAGUACAACUCCACCAACAUGGGCCUCUGGAGGAAGUGCCACCGGCAGGGCUUCGACCCCGAGAUCGCCGCCCUCAUUCGGAAAGGAGAAAUUGAGCGGUGCACGUACAUCAAAUACCACUACUCCUCAGCCACCAUCCCCAGGAAUCUCACUUUCAACAUCACGAAGACCAUCCGUCAGGACGAGUGGCACGCCCUGCACCUGCGUAGAAUGACGGCCGGCUUCAUGGGCAUGGCGGUGGCCAUCAUCCUCUUUGGCUGGAUCAUCGGCGUGCUGGGCUGCUGCUGGGACCGAGGCCUUAUGCAGUAUGUGGCAGGGCUGCUCUUCCUCAUGGGAGGAACCUUCUGCAUCAUCUCACUGUGCACCUGUGUGGCCGGGAUCAACUUUGAGCUGUCACGCUACCCACGCUACCUGUAUGGACUCCCUGAUGACAUUAGCCACGGCUACGGAUGGUCCAUGUUCUGUGCGUGGGGGGGCCUGGGCCUCACACUAAUCUCGGGAUUCUUCUGUACCUUGGCCCCCUCUGUCCAACCUGUCCCGAGGACCAACUGCCCUAAAUCCAGACCCGAGAAUGGGACAGUGUGCUAAAAAACAAACCCAUACACACACACACACAUAUAUAUAUAUAUAAAUAUAUAUAUAAUAUACAUAUAUAAAACAAAACUCAAUCAAGAUGAUGCCAGUGCCAAGGUAGAGUUGAGUUGUCUCAGGCACCUGCAUCUCGCCGGACUUUGUGUUGCCUCAUCUCCAAGAUGGGGGACGUGUUCCCAUCCUGUGGCUCUUCCAUCACUUCUUGACUUUUGGCUUCAUGGUCUCUUGGAGACAGAGUGAACAUCACCACUUGCGAUAGCGUCUUGAUUCCCAUCACUCGUGAGGACAGGGUGGUGAAGGGACAGUGGCAGUGGCCUGAGGCAGCAAGAUGUAGAGGAGGAAGUGCCACCCACUGGGCCAGCAGGAGAGGACGUCACCCCCCACCAGUCAUAUCACAAGGAAACAAAGCUCUUAGUUCAUAGAAUGUAACCAAAUCGUUGAGGCCAUUUUCAGAAUCAUUUCUUCUCCUGCUCUUCCUGUUCUGACUUUCUUCCUGGCCCACCAGCAACACACAAGGAGUGGAAGAGAAAACAAACUGAGAAGGAAGUUUUCUCUUUGCUGCCAAAUUUUUGGACAAAGUUUCAGAGGUGGGAAGGGGAGAGAACACGCUGAGAGGCAAGAUCCGCAUCAAUGAAAGGACACUUCAGUGGAUGCUCAGAAAACCCAGUUUUACCUUCCAGCUGCCUUACACCCAGUGAAACAAGAGGCCGCCCUGUCCCUAGCCGCACCUGCACUCCCUGGGCAGACUGGAGCCUUGGAGUAAUGCUGUGAUGUGUGUUUGUGUGUGUGUGUGUGUGUGUGUGUGUGUGUGUGUGUAUACUUUGAGUGGUUUCUUUUUUUUAGUUUCCAACUUUUAAAUGAAAAUAUUGCAUUAUGACUGUUGUCUCUCUAUCACUGUAGUGAUUUCAUGGUCCCAGAUGAAGCCCAGAGACCUGAAAAGAGUCAUGAGGGGCAGGCCUAUGUGGGUGCCAAUUCUGCAGCUAGAGAUCCCUGGAGUGUGUGUGAGUGUGUUUGUGUGCACGUGCGCAUGUGGUGUAUGUUUUCUGAGUGUGGGGUUUUAUUGUUUGUGUUGUAUUUUUUUAAUUAUUAUUUUUGGUACAGCUGAAAUUCCCAGAGGGCAGAACCAAGAACAAAGCUACUGGGCCAGAGGACCCUGUGGUUCUUCACAUUACAGUUCUGGGACACUGCAGGAUUUAGUCCUCUAAUUUUGGAAGUUCAAAACACAACUGGGCACAGAAGCCAUGAGGAAGAGGGAGAACACAUGGUUCAGGAGGGAGAAGGAAUGUUGCCUCUGGUUGCUAUUGUACAAGUGCAUAUACCAAACAAGACCUUCACUCUCCGUCUUGGAAACUGUCCUUUGUCACUGGACAUCUGCCCUUUUCCUGGGGGGAACCUCUGUACAAAUGAAAGGAAAUGGGUUACAUGCAGAGAAAGUACCUCCAUUUCCCAUGGGCUCAAGUUUGUAUGAUAUUGUGUAAAUUUAUGGAGAACUCCUGACUCUUUCCAACCUCUUCCUUUUCCACUUGAUAUUCAAGGCCAUGAAUCCCAAAAAAGCUGUCUCAGUGGCUAGCACCCAAGAAGAGGUGGAAUAAAUCCACCCCAGUGUCUUGGGCUCAUUUGAGCAAAUUGGAACUGCCGGUGUCAGAGAGUGAACUCAGCCAGAGUUGUAAACUCUGUGGGGGAGGGAGUGCACCAGAGUGGACAGGAGUGGCUUACGGUCACUGCAGUGACCCAGCCGGUGCUGAGCCACCCUGGGGAGGCAAGGUGAGAAUCCCUGAGCCAGUGUAGCCAUGGUCAGCCACGUAGCAGAGAAUGCUGUUAUUUCCUAAACAAAUACGCUAUGGGAGUGUUGCCAACUACUUAGCAACCUUUCUUCCACCGCCGUGUGCCGUUUCAUUCACCUGUCUUCCAACCUGUCCUCCUAGCAAUUUCUGCCUUUUCUUGCUUGGUGACCACUCAUCUUCUAUCUGUCACCCUCAUCUGCUCUUUUGACCGUGUGUGCAGUUCCUAUCUGGAUAUGCUGUGAUGUUUGAUGUGACAUCUGAUGUGCACGAGUGGGCGUGAAUGUGGGUCUCUGUAUGUGUGUAUCUCUCUGGUGCAUUUUGUGUAUGUUUGUGUCAAUAUGUACCUGCACACAGGUGUGAUGCACUACUCAAGACUUCCUUGCCAGGGACACUGGUCAGCUUCUGCAUAAGAUCUCUUGUGUGAGCAUCAGGUGUAUAGGUGUGCUGGGAGAUGGGGUAAGGUAGACAAUAGGAAAUGCUGUAAGCUUCCAAUUGAGGUUCUAAGGGUUAUUUUUAAAACACAAGAUUUAUUCUAUGAGAAGGAAAAUACUUUUCAGGAAAAACCCAGUUUUUCAAUUGGGAGUUUUAUUUUUAAUUUUUGAAACGUUAGAUUUUUCCCUUAAGGGGAAGGGCAUACUUGGGCUUAAGGAAAAGUGAAAAAAAAGUAUCUCAGAUUGAGAGGCCUUGUGUCUUCCUUCCAAGUGUCUUGAAUGGGCUCUGUCAAGACAGGGACAGGCAGGUGUCCACAAGCAUCCAUUUGGAGCAGAGGCCUUGUCUAUGACCAGACCUAAAUUUCAGCAUUUUCAAGUUGCAGGAAAGUGUGGGAGGGAUUCUAAAUUGGUCAGUUUGCUAUCAACCAUUUAAACUUUUCAUAAGUAACCAUGUUCAAGGAUACUGGCUCAAAGACCUAUCAUUAUUAACUGCUUUAAAAAUAUCGCAUACUUUCCAUAAAUAGACUAUCUGCGCUAUCCAUUUACUUAUCUUUGUGACAGAACUUAAAGCUUACUGCAUCCCUUUGAAAACUCGAGCAUCCCUGAAAUGUUAGGAAGACUCCAAGGAAAGAUGUAAGCCACUGUGGUUCAACUCACCCUCAGCUCAGCAGGGGCUUAAGAGUGGCUUUCUUGGUAGUGGGGCCAGAUAGGUACAGAUACACACAUUCUGAGGUCUAAUCCUGCUUGAGAGCAAAAACAUACUCAGCCUCAUCCUGCACGGAUGACAAGUCCUGGCCAAUGGGUGGGAGAACUUCCCAGGUGACCUCGAUUCCUCCAGCAUAAGGGCUUGAACAUAGAUUAAAACAUGUGAUUAUGUACUUACUGAAGCUUUCUGGCUGCAGGCUGACUGAGGAAGAUAAGAAGGAGAAGGAACAGGGGAACUUCAACUUGCGAGCAUCUGUAAAGUCAGAUUCUUCUGACUCCAAAUCAAAGUAGAGUCCAAUCUUUUUGAAAGGAUUUAAAGUCAGUGGCCUCACUAAAAACCCCAGUCCCAACCCUGGGUCAAGUUCAAAUUCUUUAUAGAUAUAUGAACAUAUAUGUGCCUUGAGCUUCAUGAGAGUCAGUGUCAAGCAUGGGCCCCAUUUCAACUUUCAUUUCCUUCCCUACCCUACUAGACUGGGGAUUCGGGAAAGUGGGAUGUCUGCCUGGAAAGGGGUCUGUGUCUUUCUUUUCUGAUUUGGGGAGUUGUGUUCUUUUUCCUCUCUCUCCACUCACUCCUACUUUCCUUCUACAUCAUUUGGUCACUUAAAAUAGUUCAGCAAUUUCUCUCUACAAAGGCUUGUCAACUCCAAGCAGCUCUGUUCCUUAUUUGCUUUGGCUGUAGGUUUCAUAAGGAGGUCUGUAGCUCCCUGGCAUGAAAAUGGAAAAAUAAACAUCUGUGCCUGUUCCAGCUUCAACCCUCCUACCAGCCAUAACCUUUCAACAGUGCUACACUUUUAACUUCAGGGACCAUGGAAUCACAAAGACUGGACAAAUCCUCCAAAUCAAGACAAAACCUUCCUUGAUCACCCUGGGCGCAGGUGCCCUUUGGCAUAUUGUGCCAUGGUGGGUUAGUGGUUCCACCUAGCAAUGCUUACCCUUCCUGUGAUAAGAGGAGAGGCUAUCCUGAGACUCUGAGACUGGGCCAUAUAUCUCAAUAUUCACCCACACUCAUGAUUUAAGAGGCCUGGAACAAAAACACCAUGGGUAGCUGUCCUGAUUUAGUGGGAGGAUGUGCUGCUUAGGUUGCCAAAGCUGCCCACCUGAGUCAAAUUCAGAAAAAUGAACCCAAGUACAUCACCCAGAGGCAUUUAGAAUGGACUCCAUCUUCACCUGGCUUAUGCUGAGAGUCUUAAUUAACUGAUUUUCAAGUAUCUGGGGAGAAGAGUGGGAAGAAAUAUACUCUGGUCAUCCUUUGAUGUGGUUUGUGUGGGAUACUAGGUUCUUUUAGUUAGAAUGAAGCUGUAUUUCUGAAAAUGUUCCCUCUGCUCCAGGAACUGACCAUCCCAGUGAACAUAUCCAGCCCUGUCCAGGGAAAUAUGAUGAGGCAGAGUAAGAGGUGGUUUCACCACAAAUAGAAAUAAUUGGUGCAUACCAGUCAGGUUGCCUCUGUGCCAUCUUCCAGCUGGUAUGCGUAGAGUAAGGGGACAGAUUUUAAAACACUCCUACCAGAACUGAUGUAUACAAAUGAUUCUGGGGGUCUCUCAAAGCACUCAAUUUCUGGGGCUUUGCCAUCUUUCUAUUGAUGCUGCCAUGGUGCAAAAUGCUUCUUAAACAUUAUUUCUAGUUCUCAGAAUAUGUUAUUAUUAGCUAUUGGAUUUUUUCCCCCUGAAUAAUACUUGCUCAUUGUAUAAAAUUAGAAAAAUAAAAUACAAAAAAGACUAAAAGAUUGCUCAUAAUUCUAUCACUCUGAGGCCUCUACAGUGUGCCCAAUUUUAAUGGCCAUAAGCCCAAAACUUGCCCAGUGAGUGGUUGUCUCUGGGUUGGCAGCAGGGGCCAGAUGGGCAGUGCACAGCCACAAGACCAGUGUGGUCUGCAUUGAAUUGAUAGUUCCUGGCAGCAGGAGCUCUGAGCCCCCAAAGCUAGCAAAGAGGCCUAAAAUCUCAGUGCCAGAGCUUCGGGGCAUGUGGAAUAGGGCAAGAUUCCUAUCUGGGGCUGUCUGGUUCUUGGUUCAUGUUCUCUCUCUGUGUGUCUUUCUCUUUCUUGCUCUCGCUCUCUCCCCCUCUCCUUUUCUCCUUUCUUCCUCCUCCAUUCCAUGUUUAUAGGCACCUUCAAUUCAAACUUUCCUCUCUUCUGAUAGUCCACAGUGAUAAUUCAUAGGACCAGUUUCAGGAAGGUAAUUUAGACCAGCACCAUCCAGUGGAAAUAUGAUGCAAGCCACAUAUGCAAUUUUAAAUAUCCUAGUUGCCUUCCUUCCUUCUUUUCUUAAUUUAGUUACUUCUUUCUUUCUCUGUUCUGUUUCUUCUUUUUUUAGGUGCCAUCUCAAUCUAUUCAUAGGUGUAAGAGCACUGAAGCCAGAGUAACUCACUCAUUAAGCUAUACUUGUACAAUGCAGUUACUGUAAAUUUUAUUUCAGCUCUGCUCUAAGAUGAUUUGUGACUCUGGGCACUGUGUCUUCUCCAUACUUGAACUUCCUCAUUUACAAAAUGAGGAUAGUGAUAAUACUUACCUCAUGGUAUAUUAAGAGUGACAAAGAAAUUGCAAAGUGAUUUGCAAAUGCAAAGUGUCAUGUGAAUUAUGCACUAUUCAAAUGAUCCUGCCCCAGCAGAGCCCCUGCUGGAAUGGAAUCCUCCCAUCGAGUUUCUGUGCCUCACUGCUAAAAGGAUAAUCUAAAGGGAGAGGUCAUCUUGGUUGCUGAGCAGGACCACACCUAUCCAACUUAAGCACACUUAAGGGAUUCUAUUCUUCAUGCAGGUCCGCCAGAGAAACUGGCUCCUUAACUUACUUAUCCCGCUCCCAGACUUCCUUCUUUUUGUCCAAAGCCAAUUUUGCAAAUGCGCUUGUAUCCAUCUUGAUUAUUCCUAGAAGUGAUAAAAUGGGUAAACCACAUGGGGGCAAAUAGCAUAUAUGAGCUAAAACUGUUAACUAUUAACCAAGGCACAUGGUUAAUACCCUCCCACUUCCUUUUUUUUUUUUUUUAAUAAUUCUUCUCUUAAUUUUUUAGCUGUACAUUCCCAAUUGGGAACAAAUUAGGUUCUGAAAGGUGUUAAUGAUUUUUCAAGUUAAAGAUAAGAACAUCUUUCAAGGGGCUAGGAUCUUUCUUUUGUCAGUUGGUGAAGCCAUUGGCUUCACCAAAAGCUUAUGGGUUGUUAUAGGAAGUCCUUUGUGUGGUAUGUUCAUUAAGACAUGUUCUGGGUGUGACCCUGCUUGGGAAAAACAGAAUCCUAGAUUCUAAACAAGAAAGUAAUGUAUUCCCAAAGGGUCUCUACAUUUUCUGCUUUGCAGUGGAUCAAGUUUCAAUAUUAGGGUGAGACUUUCUCCAAGGGAAGUCCAAGUCAUUAGAGCCCAACCAGUAAUGGAGAACCACUCAACUGUAGGUGGGUGGCAUUUAUUCAGUUGUGAGAAACAGAAAACUGUUUCUAAGCAUGGGAGUUGCACAGCAGUAGUUCAAAGCUGGCAUCCCGUUGACAAAAACCAACCUCAGCAACUGCAACUCCUACUCUUCAUUCUCAAGGACUGGGCAUUGCUCCUUGAGGAACCCCGUGUCCCUCUCUCCUCUCCUGAACCCCAUUUCUCUCAUUAGCUAAGCUUUUCCUUUUCUUUCUGGAUCGUCCAUAGACACUUGCCAGUCUGUAUGUUCCAGUGUGUCUGUGUUUUGAGCGUGAUAAUGCCUUUCAUGUAAAGAGCUUUCAUGGCUUCAUUCUCAUACUCCUUCCCCAUUUCUACCCAUGGUGUGACUGUUUUGCUAUUCAAGACUAUCUGUAAAAAUGUAUAAAUAAAAGUGGAAGCUGAAAAUAAAGGGAAAGGAUACUGAGACUAAACAAAUGUAAUGAUGUA
This is a messenger RNA of Carlito syrichta (Philippine tarsier), 7678 nucleotides long. It is a transcript of the gene TMEM178B, whose product is annotated as transmembrane protein 178B. Bases 40 to 924 code for a protein of 294 amino acids. The transcript has 4 exons. Gene Ontology annotation, cellular component: membrane. Lineage: Eukaryota; Metazoa; Chordata; Mammalia; Primates; Tarsiidae. The record is from RefSeq and is a predicted model, not a curated record.